Molecule: messenger RNA, 2982 nt
Organism: Labeo rohita (rohu)
Lineage: Eukaryota; Metazoa; Chordata; Actinopteri; Cypriniformes; Cyprinidae
Gene: ercc3
Product: excision repair cross-complementation group 3
Exons: 15
Coding region: 115-2463 (782 amino acids)
Biological process (GO): nucleotide-excision repair; transcription initiation at RNA polymerase II promoter
Cellular component (GO): transcription factor TFIIH holo complex; transcription preinitiation complex; nucleotide-excision repair factor 3 complex
Molecular function (GO): 3'-5' DNA helicase activity; hydrolase activity; DNA binding
Source: RefSeq, a predicted model, not a curated record
GACAUGUCCGCCAGAGCAGUGACGUCCCAAUGAAUUCUCCUGCGUUUUUGUUGUUAAAAUGUGUUAAACCAUCACUGAAUUCACAAUAAAGGAGUGUUUCAUAGCUCUGACACCAUGGGAAAGAAAGAUAAAAGUGAUCGAGAUAAAAAGUCCAAGAAACGUUAUUAUGAUGAGGAAGAGGAUGAUGAAGAGGUGAUCGGCAGUGAGUCUCAGGAGGCCGUUCCAGCAGCUGCUGGGAAGCAGGUGGAUGAAUCCACCACUAAACUGGAUGAAUAUGGAGCCAAAGACUAUAGACUACAGAUGCUUCUCAAGAAUGACCACUCUUCACGGCCUCUAUGGGUGGCUCCUGAUGGUCACGUCUUCCUAGAGGCUUUCUCUCCUGUGUAUAAAUACGCUCAGGACUUCCUGGUGGCCAUAUCUGAGCCGGUGUGCAGACCUACCCAUGUGCACGAGUACAAGCUGACGGCGUAUUCUCUAUACGCCGCUGUGAGCGUUGGCCUCCAGACCUCUGACAUCAUAGAGUACCUGCAGAAACUCAGCAAGACCUCUGUGCCAGAUGGCAUAGUGCAGUUUAUUAAGUUGUGCACAGUGAGCUACGGUAAAGUCAAACUGGUCCUGAAACACAACAGGUACUUUGUGGAGAGUGCGUUCCCUGAUGUCAUUCAGAGGCUCUUACAAGAUUCUGUGAUUCGGGACUGUCGUCUUCGGUCUGCUGAGGGUGAGGAGACUGAGCUCAUCACUGAGACCAUCACUAGCAAAUCAGCAAUCUCAAAGUCUCAGCAGGACAAUGGUGGUCCAUCCACCUCCCAGCCUUCAGAUGGGCAGCGCACAGGAAAUCAAGUGCCAGAGGACAUCUUCAGUUACUACGAACAGAUGGAUAAAGAGGAGGAGGAGGAGGAAGAGACACAAACAGUGUCAUUUGAGAUCCGUCAGGAAAUGAUAGAGGAGCUUCAGAAACGCUGCAUUCAGUUGGAGUAUCCCCUCCUGGCCGAAUACGACUUCCGUAAUGAUACGGUGAACCCAGACAUCAACAUGGACCUGAAGCCCACUGCUGUGCUUAGACCAUAUCAGGAAAAGAGUCUGAGGAAGAUGUUUGGAAAUGGCAGAGCUCGAUCUGGAGUCAUCGUCCUGCCUUGUGGUGCUGGUAAAUCACUGGUAGGCGUCACUGCUGCCUGCACAGUGCGUAAACGGUGUCUGGUGUUGGGAAACUCCUCCGUGUCCGUGGAACAGUGGAAGGCUCAGUUUAAGAUGUGGUCCACCAUUGAUGACUCCCAGAUCUGCCGUUUCACUUCAGAUGCAAAAGACAAACCCAUUGGUUGCUCUGUGGCCAUUAGUACCUAUUCUAUGCUGGGCCACACCACCAAACGCUCAUGGGAGGCUGAGAGGGUCAUGGAGUGGAUGAAAAGCCAGGAGUGGGGACUCAUUAUACUGGAUGAGGUGCACACAAUUCCAGCAAAGAUGUUCCGUCGUGUUCUGACGAUAGUCCAGGCUCACUGUAAACUGGGUCUCACUGCCACACUAGUGAGAGAGGAUGAUAAGAUUGUUGAUCUUAACUUCUUGAUUGGGCCGAAGCUCUAUGAGGCCAACUGGAUGGAGCUCCAGAACAAUGGUUACAUUGCUAAAGUCCAGUGUGCUGAGGUAUGGUGUCCCAUGUCUCCUGAGUUUUAUCGUGAAUAUGUGGCCAUAAAGACGAAGAAGAGAAUUCUACUCUACACCAUGAAUCCCAACAAGUUCCGUGCAUGUCAGUUCCUGAUCCGUUUCCACGAGCGGAGAAACGACAAGAUCAUCGUUUUUGCCGACAACGUCUUUGCUCUGAAAGAAUAUGCCAUCCGCCUGAACAAACCAUAUAUUUAUGGACCCACAUCUCAAGGAGAACGUAUGCAGAUCCUUCAGAACUUCAAACACAAUCCCAAAAUCAAUACCAUCUUCAUCUCCAAGGUAGGAGAUACUUCAUUUGACUUGCCAGAGGCAAAUGUGCUAAUCCAGAUCUCCUCUCAUGGCGGUUCUCGACGUCAGGAAGCUCAGAGACUGGGCAGAGUGCUGCGAGCCAAGAAAGGUAUGGUUGCAGAGGAGUACAAUGCUUACUUCUAUUCACUCGUCUCCCAGGACACACAGGAAAUGGCUUAUUCCACCAAGAGACAGCGCUUCCUGGUGGACCAGGGAUACAGUUUCAAGGUGAUCACAAAGUUGGCUGGAAUGGAAGAGGAAGACUUGAUGUUUUCCUCUCGUGAGGAACAGCAACAGCUCUUGCAGAAGGUUCUGGCAGCAUCAGAUCUUGACGCAGAAGAGGAAGUGGUGAUGGGAGACGUGGGAGGGAAACCACAGUUUUCUCGCCGUAUGGGAACUAUGAGCUCCAUGUCUGGUGCAGACGAUGCCGUCUACAUGGAAUACCAGACAUCCCGCGGUAGCAAGGCUUUAGCCGGCAAGAAUGUCCAUCCUCUGUUUAAACGUUUCCGCAAGUGAUCUCACUCAUCUGGAUAGCAUCUGGAGACAUCGGCCCAAACAACGCACUCCCUGGAUGGCCAACAUUAUAAUAAAAGACACUUAAUGGUUUCUUGUCUUAAUGGGAGCCAUUUAAAGACUGUGAGAAAGAAGCAAAACUGCUGUCAUUUCAGAAAGACUUAAGAAUCUAAUAUGUAUAGUAUUACAAACAGGAUGUUUGUAUUUAUCAGAAUAAUUAGUUUGAACCUUUUUGUGAGAAACAGAAUUGUAAAGAAAGAUGUUUGUACAGUAUGUGACAGCCAAAACAAAACCUGUUUUUGAAAAGUACUGGUAAAUUUUUAUCAAAUAAAAUGGACUUUGGUAACUUACCAAGAUUCUAUACAUUUAUAUCAGUGCAUUAGGUAUCUUAAAGGGAUAGUUCACCCAAAAUUCUCAUCAAUUACUCACCCUUAUGUCGUUCCAAACCCGUUAGACUUUCGUUCAUCUUUGAAACACAAAUUAAGAUAUUUUUGAUGAUAUCCAAAAGCUUUCGGGCCCUGC